AUGGCCGAAGCCGCAGGCUUGGCCGUAGGCGUUAUCGGCCUUGUUGGGCUGACAAGUUCCAUCAUCCAGAUGGUUCAACUUGUUAGCAGCCUUGAUGAUUUCGAGGACGACUACCAGAUCGCAGGGGCAAUGCUCACUUUCACGGCUGCCCGAUUUACCCAAUGGGAGAAAGGCGCAUUCCCUCAAGGGGAAGGGUCAGUGCGGCAGAUUCCAAAUGUCGAAGGCGCUCAGAAAUUCCUGGAAGUUAUUGAUCGGCGUUUCAAAGAUGCCUGCCAACUCCUCCGGACACACAGUGACGAGUCUACCGAGCCUCCUGCCGAUACCACUGCAACAAGAUCUGAUCGACUUCGCCACAUUUUCAAGCCCCUCUUUCGAAGCACUCGUUUCGGUCACACCGCAAAACGUGCCAGGUGGAUUGUCACCGACUGCGAUCGGCUUAGACGUAUCUGCAACGAGUUGACAGUCGUCAUUGAGCAUCUCGAGGUGCUAGUGCCUACGACCAGUGCCAAUACCGGUGAGGUCACGCGCCGGGCGGAUGCGCUGAAGCUACAAGCAAGGCGGGACUUUGAGCAACUCGCAGAGGUAGCCCGCGUCUACAACCCUCAUCUCUUUCAAGAAAUAGAAAUCAACCGCCAGCUUGUUGCGGAGGGCCACGUGGAUAUCACGGGAGCGAGGAUAGGGGACCACAGCAAAAUAAGCAUCGGAACUCGUAUUACCGAAGCAGCCGCUAAACGAGGUUUCACUGAUCGCUCCUGGAUCAACGCAAGGGAUAUGAGAGUGGGAAAAAACAGCGAUGUCCAGGCUGGCCUUCAAGUAACAUAG
Molecule: messenger RNA, 822 nt
Organism: Clonostachys rhizophaga
Lineage: Eukaryota; Fungi; Ascomycota; Sordariomycetes; Hypocreales; Bionectriaceae
Source: the annotation of a GenBank genome assembly